AUGAAUCGACCUCUGGGGUUGGGCGCCAACGUCAACUACAUGAUCUCGUUCGUUCUCUUCUGGGCAGGUUCGCUACCAUUCUUGUGGUUUGCACCGCAGCAAAUGAGGCAUUUGUUCACUGUCAAAGCAUUCGUGGCUCCUGCCGGAGGCAUCGCCCUAUUCGCUUGGUCCAUCGCUCGUGCCGGAGGCGUCGGUCCAAUCGUCCACCAAGGCGCCACUGCAUCCGGAUCUAAACUUGCUUGGGGUAUUGUUGCUGGUAUUAUGUCAGCUAUUAGCAACUUUGCUACACUCAUUGUCAACGAUCCGGACUUUGCACGUUUCGCCAAAACCCCUGGAGCCGCGAUAUGGCCACAAGGUCUGACUAUUCCUCUGGGCUUCGGUCUCACCUCCUUUAUUGGGAUCAUUGCUGGUUCAUCUUCAGCUGUGAUAUACCCAGAUAUUGGCGCGGUUUGGAAUCCUCUCGAUCUGCUUCGCAACUUCGCCAUCGGACGAGUCGGCACAGUUGAUGAGCGUGGAUCUGCAGGAGCUAGAGCCGGUGUUUUCAUCAUUGCGGCAACCUUUGUCGUUGCACAGCUUGGAGUGAAUAUUGCAGCCAACUCAAUCUCGGCAGGUACUGACUUGACGGCUCUACUUCCACGCUACCUCAACAUCCGACGUGGUAGUUACAUCUGCGCAAUUGUCGGCAUUGCAAUCUGCCCAUGGCAAUUCUUAACUUCGUCCUCCAACUUUACGACAUAUCUCUCGGCAUAUAGCGUCUUCCUCAGCUCGAUCGCCGGACCGAUGAUCGCAGAUUACUACUUCGUUCGCAAAGGUUAUCUGCAGAUCCGAGACCUGUACAACGCUGAAAGUUCUGGUCCAUACUUUGGAAUUCUUGGUAUUCAGUGGCGAGGUUGGGUAGCCUACAUUUGUGGCAUCAUCAUCAACGUUGUAGGAUUUGCUGGUGCCGUCGGUACGCCUGUGCCUAUUGGCGCCGAUUACAUCUACAGACUGAACUUCUUCUCUGGCUUCAUUGUCUCUGCUGGAGUAUACUGGCUGCUGGCUAAAUUUUUCCCAAUGCCAGCUCUCAGCCCCACUGGAAGUUGGUUUGAGGUUGGCGAUGAGGUUAGAAACCCGAGCUUGGUAUAUGGUAGUGAUGCUGAUGCGCACGAAGCUCGCGAGCGUAUGGGUUACGCCACUGAAGAAAGUAUGGAGUCUGGGGAGAAAAGAGGUUGGUUUAGGGCUGGCAAGUUUUGA
Messenger RNA from Lithohypha guttulata, 1233 nucleotides. RefSeq names its product uracil permease (gene fur4). The transcript is spliced from 3 exons. Gene Ontology annotation, biological process: transmembrane transport; nucleobase transport. Bases 1 to 1233 code for a protein of 410 amino acids. Gene Ontology annotation, molecular function: nucleobase transmembrane transporter activity. NCBI's taxonomy places the organism in Eukaryota, Fungi, Ascomycota, Eurotiomycetes, Chaetothyriales, Trichomeriaceae. The record is from RefSeq and is a predicted model, not a curated record. Gene Ontology annotation, cellular component: plasma membrane.